AUGGGAUCCCUCGAAGAGACAUGCGCAUCCCUGCGCGCCCAGAUCACAGCAACAGAAGAACAGCUCGCCGGACUGAAACGGGAUCUCGCGAACGCCGAACAAGCAGCGCAAUCCGACAGCGCAACGCCCACCCCCGCGGAGAACGAACACGAUGACGAGCCUGGCCACGGAAGAAGGUGGCCACUGCUCCAGGAAGAAUAUAAGCGAUAUGGACGACAGAUGAUUGUAUCUCAAGUUGGACUCCCGGGUCAAUUGAAACUUCGAUCGGCCAGGGUUUUGCUCGUCGGGGCUGGAGGACUGGGAUGUCCUGCUGCGCAAUAUCUCGCCGGUGCGGGCGUUGGCACUAUUGGGUUGAUUGAUGGGGAUACGGUCGAGGUGUCGAAUCUGCAUCGCCAGGUGUUGCACCGGACAAAGAAUGUUGGGAAGUACAAGGUGGACAGUGCGAUUGAGUCGCUGCGCGAGCUGAACCCGCAUCCCAAGUACAUUCCGCACAGAACACACCUCACGCCCGAUGAGGCGCCUGCCAUCUUCCAGGACUAUGACUUGAUCCUCGACUGUACGGACAAUCCGGCAACGCGAUACUUGAUCUCGGAUACUGCCGUUCUGGUUGGGAAACCAUUGGUCUCUGCGUCUGCUUUGCGGACCGAGGGCCAGCUUAUGGUCUUGAAUAACCCACCACGGGCUCCCGGGGAUAAAAGUGGAGGACCGUGCUAUCGUUGUGUGUUUCCCAGACCGCCGCCGGCUGAUAGUGUGGUCAGUUGUGCGGAUGGUGGUAUCCUGGGCCCGGUUGUCGGCACCAUGGGUGUCCUGCAAGCCCUCGAGGCCAUCAAGGUCAUUACUGCGCCUGAUGUUGAUGUGGUUGGUGGUGCUGCGAGUGUUCCUCGCGAAGCCCCAGCUCUGCAUGUCUUCUCUGCAUAUUCGAGUCCCCUGGUGCGCACGAUUCGUCUUCGUUCGCGCCGGGCAAAUUGUGCAGUAUGCUCUGCCGAAGCGACGGUCACGUUGGAUACGAUCAAGUCUGGAUCAACGGACUAUGUGUUCUUUUGUGGCUCUGCGAGUUUGCCGUCCUUGCUUAGUCCUGAGGAACGUAUUUCCGCGCAGGAGUACCAUGAGAAGUACCCUAGUGUCUCAUCUGCUUCACAGCCACACACCGUAAUUGAUGUGCGCGAUAAAGGCCAAUUUGGAAUCUGCAGCCUGGAAAAUAGUAUCAACAUCCCUAUCUCGGAUAUCCUUGCCUCUGGAUAUUCAAAACCCCCAGCGGUCGGUGAGCAAGAAGCUCCCCAGCUGCCCUCUUGGUUACCAUCUGAACUCGCUUCCGAGUCCAGUAAUCCGAUCUACGUUGUCUGCCGUCUAGGCAAUGACUCGCAGAUAGUCGUGAAGAAAAUGAAAGAGCUAGGACUAGAUCAGAAUGGACAGCGGUUUAUUGGUGAUAUCCGUGGUGGUCUACGAUCAUGGAAAGAACAGGUAGAUUCAGAAUGGCCUGAAUACUGA
This is a messenger RNA of Penicillium nucicola, 1488 nucleotides long. Its product is annotated as HesA/MoeB/ThiF family protein. The coding region runs from base 1 to 1488 and encodes 495 amino acids. Gene Ontology annotation, biological process: tRNA wobble position uridine thiolation; protein urmylation. Gene Ontology annotation, molecular function: URM1 activating enzyme activity; adenylyltransferase activity; thiosulfate-cyanide sulfurtransferase activity. The record is from RefSeq and is a predicted model, not a curated record. Lineage: Eukaryota; Fungi; Ascomycota; Eurotiomycetes; Eurotiales; Aspergillaceae. Gene Ontology annotation, cellular component: cytoplasm; cytosol. The transcript is spliced from 3 exons.